AUGCGACGUAAUCGCUACAUACUACUCGCUCCACUACUUGCUCUCUCUCACAUCAUAUCACAACUGCCGGCUCCACAUCCCUCUCCCCUCAUCUCCAAUUUCUUUAUCAGCUGCAAGCAGUGGCAGUCUCCUGCUUGCUGCAUAAAAGUGCCCACGUUAUUGACCUUAACCGGCAGAGGCACCCGGUUGGCGUACCUGCCUUGCACCCACGCCGUACCGCAGUUAGCGAUUGCCCACACGACAGCGUCCCCUCUCCCCACCUUCACUUCCACCUUCACCACCUUUACCACACAAACUCUUCUCACUCGGAGGCAUCACGCUUCCCCAUCGCUAUCCACUCUGGCUCCCCCAUCAGUCUCUGUCUCCACGGCCUCGGCCUCGGCCACGGCUGCUGUCCACCCUUACAACCGCCGUCGCUCGUCUGCCACCGCCCCCGUCGUCGCCGCCCCAGCUUCCACAAUGGCAAACACACCGCCGCCAUACGCUCGACAGGCGUCCUACAUCACUGAGACGUUAAAGGUCUCGCCGUCCGGCAUCAAGCUCACGCCCUCGCCUGAACCACUGCAUCCGUACGACUCGCCGACUGUGCAUAUCGACGACCCAGAGACCGAGGAAGUCCUGAAGGCUGCGGCGCAGCUGCUGCGCCAGUCAAAGUGCGUGGCGUUCCCGACAGAAACGGUGUAUGGUCUCGGCGCGGACGCCUGCAACACAGAGGGCGUAAAGACGUCGCUGCGACAGCUGCGGGAGCUCCUGCCACCCGCCCAGCUAUCCACGUCAUCCCCGCCGUCGCCGGCGCCCUCUCCGCCAAACACGUCUCACGGCCUCCAAAGCAAGGCCUGCCAGGAGGGCGUCAUCCCGGAGAUCUAUGAACCACUCAUUGCAAAGUUUUGGCCCGGGCCACUUACUAUACUACUUCCGCUACCGCCAAACUCGCGACUCUCACCGUCAGUCACCGCCGGGCAGCCAACGUUCGCCGCAAGACUACCAGAGCAUCCGAUAGCGCUUGCCCUCUGCUCACUAUCGGGACUCCCGCUCGCCGCGCCGUCCGCCAAUGCCUCCGGGAACCCGUCGCCGACCACUGCCGCCCACGUAUAUACUGACCUGCAGACGCGUAUCCCACUCAUCAUCGACGGAGGGUCCAGCAACGUCGGCCUCGAAUCGACUGUCGUCGACGGACUCCACAAUCCCCCUGUUGUCCUCCGCCCCGGCGGCAUCAGUGUAGAACAGAUCCGCGCAUGCGGUGGCGUCUGGAAGGACGUCAUUGUGCGCAAACCCGACACCGAAGACCACGAUGCGGCGCCACAGGCGCCGGGAAUGAAGUACAAGCACUAUUCGCCGCGUGCCGGGGUUGUGCUGUUCGAGCAUGGCGCGAAGCCGCCGUCGCAGAAGAAUAUACGGCCCAUGAAUGUCGCGGGUACAGGAUGGACAGGAAGGGUUGGGUUCUUGAGGACAAGAACAUGGCCCGAAGGUGUGGGCGCCAACGAGGACAAGAGGUGGACGGUCUUUGAGCGCUCUCUAGGGACGAACGGGAGCGACAUCUCGAGGGCGCUGUUUGCGGGGCUGAGGGAGCUGGAUGAUCUGGGGGUGGAUGUUAUCUAUGUUGAGGGUGUCGAGGAGACGGACGAGGGCCUCGCGAUCAUGAAUAGGCUGCGGAAGGCGGCGAGUGUAGUUGUUAGGCGUGUCCCGUAG
This is a messenger RNA of Morchella sextelata, 1689 nucleotides long. RefSeq lists its product as uncharacterized. Gene Ontology annotation, cellular component: cytoplasm. Lineage: Eukaryota; Fungi; Ascomycota; Pezizomycetes; Pezizales; Morchellaceae. The coding region runs from base 1 to 1689 and encodes 562 amino acids. Gene Ontology annotation, biological process: regulation of translational fidelity. The transcript is spliced from 4 exons. Gene Ontology annotation, molecular function: tRNA binding; double-stranded RNA binding; nucleotidyltransferase activity. The record is from RefSeq and is a predicted model, not a curated record.